Molecule: messenger RNA, 2228 nt
Organism: Schistosoma intercalatum
Lineage: Eukaryota; Metazoa; Platyhelminthes; Trematoda; Strigeidida; Schistosomatidae
Source: the annotation of a GenBank genome assembly
GGAUUUUAGUCACAGCCAAAAAUAGACAAUUCUUACUGAUUAUCCGUUAAAAGAAUGAAGAUAAUACUUUACACCUUGAUAUGUUUUAUAUGUGGUUUUACCUUGUUUCUAUGCUUAAUAUUUCACCAAUGGUUAUCAUUUUCUGUUGUCAAUAGCCCAAUGUUCCGCCCUAGAAUUGAUUCGGAACUUGCAUUAUUCAUUACAAAUGAAUUAUCUCGACUAUUAAAUCCAGACAUUCCAACAGUGGAAGACGUCGGUGAUACUGUAGAGAGAGCUUGGUUUAAACAUGAAAAAGAAUUUUGCCUAAAAGUUUUGAAUGGUACUCAUCAGUUGUUCAACAGUGAGGGAUGUCGAAAUAGUUGUCUUAUUUCAAAUCAACCAUAUACUCGACGUAAUAUCAUUAUUAUACCAUAUCGAAAUCGUGCAGAACACUUGAUGAAAUUAAUUCCACGUCUGGUUGAAUUACUGACAAAACAGAAUCUAUGUUAUUUGUUAAUUGUUUCUGAACAGAUUGAUCAACAGCCAUUUAAUAAGGGAAUAGUCAUGAAUACUGCAUUUGUGGAAGCAUUGAAUUGGUUGCCGUUUCAUUGUGCAAUAUUUCAUGAUGUUGAUCUAAUACCAAUGAACAAUGAAGUUGAUUAUACAUGCUCAAUCUAUCCUAAACAUAUCAGUGUAAGCGUAGAUAAAUUUCAAAACAGGCUCCCUUACAUUGAACUAAUUGGUGGUGUUUUAUCCAUUCCACUUAAAGCCUUUCUUCGUGUCAAUGGGUAUUCUAAUUUAUUUUGGGGUUGGGGUGCAGAGGACGAUGAUGUGUAUGAGAGGCUUAUGAUAAAUGAAAUUCCUGUCAUACGUCCUGAUCCAAAUGUAGCACAAUUCACAAUGCUCAAACAUAAACCAAGUCUUGCAUUUCAUUCAGCCUUAAGAACUCAAAUAUUAUCCUUCACAAAAGUCAGAUAUCGUCUUGAUGGAAUCAAUAGUUUAAAUUACACACUUGUUAAAUCACAAAUAAAAUUAUAUAAUCAAUUCCACAGUUUAACAUAUAACGAUGAAGUAACUAAAACACAUUUUUCACAUGAAAACAACACUUUCAGAUCAAAUUCAAAAUUAAAUUAUCCAAUUUUGCAUUUAAAAAUCGAUGUUGGUAAGCCUCCAGUUGAGUUUAUUAAGGAAGAUAAUUCUACAUAAGAAAACCAAGUCGGUACGUAGAGAAAAAAAAUAUUUUUGUAACUUGAAUUUUCGUUUGGUUACAAACACAAUUAUACAAUCGAGUAAUUAAAUGCAAAUAAUGAACAACAGUGAGACACUGACAAAUUACAGAUUAUGGAUGAAAACCGCACGAACUACAGGAUCAGUCAUUUCUAUACUGAUCGUAAGUACAUAUGUGUCGAUCCUUUGUCAAUCAAUAGGAUUACAAUGAGCCGAUAACCGACGAGGCCAGCCAAUCGUGAUUUAGCCAUUUUGACAACAUAAUGAAGAGUCAACUACUUUUCGGGAGAACGAUUGUAAAAACCUCCAAACUCAUUGGAUUUAAUCUGCGAUGGUGAAAUAUUACUCAUUAUUACUGAUUAUGAUGAUGAUACCUAAGACGUUUAUGGCGAUGACGACUAGCCUCAUGGACCGAAUCACGGGAUUAUUAAAAAUAAACAUUACUGGUUAAUAUGCAUAAUUCAUAGAAUUUGUUCCUUAGUCAAACUUAAAGCAAGAAUAGCUACAUUUAUUGUCGUUCUCGCUUUCAUUAAAAAAUAUGUACACAUUAAAAUAAGAAAAAACCAAGAAAUACAAGUGCACAAUAUUUAGUGUAAUGAAGCAUAAGUGUAUUUCAUACAUGAUUUCAUGUUAGCUAUCCUUUUCUUUUUGUCUCAAGAUUUUAUGCAACGUAACGAACAUGAAUAUCAAUGUAUUCACUACAUAAUAAAUUGUGGAGUCUUAUCAACAUUGAAGUAAUUAUCAAUUUCCAAGACAUUUGGUUGCUUUUCAUUUAGUUUAAUUUGUUCUUAAAUUUCUAUUAGUGGAAUCAAGUUACAUGAAACUGUGAAAUGAAGUCCUAUUUUGUAGAUCCUAUAUAUAUAUAUAUAUAUAGUUUCAAAUCGCACUUUGCAAUACCUUUGCGACUAUCUACCUCAUAAAUUAAGCGAUAUAUUUGUACCACUGAUGUUUCAUGAACCGAUUGUCUUUGAUAAAUGUAAACCAUUAUCAUAAACCAAACUGGUGAAUAAAUUGUCCUGAUU